AUGGCCCCUGCACCCCCUCUGAUGCAGUACAACCUGUUCGCACGGCGCAAGCCAGAGAUGGCAGGCCAGUUCCAGCAAAACAAGCUGCCAGAUUUCAUCCGGCGGCUAGAGGAAUCCCUGUACAAAAUGGCCGCCAGCAGGGACGAGUACGCCGAUUUGAACACGCUCGAGCUGCGGCUGCAGCAGGUGGUGUCGCACAUUGUGCGCAAGCCGGGCAGCAGCGGCGCGCGCGCCGCCACCAGCCAGAGCGACGGCGCGGGCGCGGGCGACAGCUUUGUGCAGCAGCUGAUGGGCGGGGGAGGGCCCAACAGCGCCGGUGGCGGCGCGGGUGAGGCGCUCACGCCCACCUCCCACAGCCGGCAGCAGGCGCAGCAGAUGGCGCUGCUCCAGCAGCAGCAGCAGCAGCAGCAAGCGCCGCAAGCGGCGGCGCCAAACGGCGGCAUGCCGUGGAUGGACGCGGGCCUAGGCGUCUUGCAGCAGCAGCCGCAGCAGCAGCAGGCAGGGCAGCAGCCGCCCGCGGCGCAGCAGCCCGCGGGCCAGCUCCAGCAGCAGCAACCGCUGGUGCAGGGCGGCGGCGGCAACCAGCUGGCGGUGGCGGGCGCGCCCGCGGGGCAGAGCACCGCGGAGAGCGUGCAGCGGGGCGGCACGGGCAACAGCGGCGGCGUCGACUUUGGCUCCCUGGCGGCGGCAGGUGGGGACGUGACGUCAGCCGUCACGCUGCCCCAGCAGCAGCAGCAGCAGCUGGCGCGGCCCGCGUCGCAGGGCCCGCAGCAGCAGCCCGGCCCCGGCGGCGCGCCAGACCUGGGCGGCGCCCUCACCGCGGCGCAGCUCAACGCAACCUUCAUGUCUAAUGGGGCGCCGGUGCUGCUGCGCGGCGCGGGCGGCGGCGGCGCGUCGGGCGCCGGCGCCUCGCUCCUGGGCGGCCUGGUGCCGGCAGGCAACGGCAUGCUGCCGCUGGGGGGCAGCGGCGUGGGCGCGGGGGCGCUGAUGCCCACCAGCCAGGCUGCGCUGCCAGCGCUGGGGGGCGGCGGCAUGGUACCGCAGAUCAAGGUGGAGGCUGGCGGCAGCAUGGUACCGCACAUUAAGCUGGAGUCGGGCGGCGGCGGGGGCAUGGUACCGGUAGGCGGGGGCUCUGCCGGCGGCAUGCUUGGCUUCACCGCCCAGCAGCAGCAGCAGCAACACCAGCAGCAGCAGCACCAGCAGCAGCGGCAGAUGGCGAUGCAGCAGCAUCAGGAGCUGGCUGGGCGGAUGAUGGGCGGCGGCUAUGACGGCAUGAUGAUGCCUACCUCCAAUGGCUACGGCACCUCGUACCUUCCGAUGGGCGGCGGCCAGGCGGGCAUGCAGGGCCAGCACGCCGCGCUCAUGCACCACCAGCAGGCAUCGCCCGCGAUGUUGCAGCAGCAGCAGCAGCAGCAGCAGCAGCAGCAGCACUAUCUGGAGUACGUCAAGGCGCGAGGCUUUGAGAUGAUGUUCAUCUGGGCCUGCCCGCCCCUCGCGGGCGACGACUACAUCCUGUACUGCCACCCCUUCAAGCAGAAGACGCCGCGCAGCGACAGGCUGAGGGAGUGGUACCACAUCAUGCUCAACAAGUUCGACUCGCUGCGCCGCGCCAAGCACUCCUCCAUGAUGGUCCUCUACCACCUGCACAACCCCACGGCCCCCGCCUUCACCUGCACCUGCAACGUGUGCAGCCGCGAGAUCCAGGGCGGCGACGGCUUCCGCUGCACCACCUGCCCCGACUGGGACAUCCACUCGCGCGACAUUGACGAGCGGCGCAACCGGCUGUCCCAGGAGCAGCUGGCGGCGCGCAACCAGGCCCUGCACCACACCAUGCAGGUGCUGCAGCACGCCAGCGAGUGCCUGGACACGCGCUGCCCCAGCACCAGCUGCGCGCGGGUCAAGGCGAUGUACCACCACGCCAUGAACUGCCCCGUGAAGCUGGCGGGAAACUGCCAGUACUGCAGGCGCAUGUGGAUGCUGCUGCAGAUGCACGCCACGCAGUGCACAGUGGCCAACUGCCAGGUGCCGCGCUGCACGCAGCUGCGCGCCAUGCGGCGCCAGCAGGCGACGCGGGCGGAGGACAAGCGGCGGGCGGCGUACCGCACGAUGCUGCGCCAGCAGGGCGGCGCGUGA
Chlorella variabilis is the source of this 2133-nucleotide messenger RNA. RefSeq lists its product as hypothetical. Gene Ontology annotation, biological process: positive regulation of transcription by RNA polymerase II. The record is from RefSeq and is a predicted model, not a curated record. The transcript is spliced from 11 exons. Gene Ontology annotation, cellular component: transcription regulator complex; histone acetyltransferase complex. Bases 1 to 2133 code for a protein of 710 amino acids. NCBI's taxonomy places the organism in Eukaryota, Viridiplantae, Chlorophyta, Trebouxiophyceae, Chlorellales, Chlorellaceae. Gene Ontology annotation, molecular function: transcription coactivator activity; chromatin DNA binding; histone acetyltransferase activity.